AUGACUGGUGCGAUCCGGCUACGAGUCCGUGGCCCGGAAGGACAGGCGACAAUCAGCAUAGACGGACAAGCAACUUGGAGUGAGCUCUGUCAGCAAAUAUCGGAAAAGACAGGUGUCGCAGAUUUUGACCUCAAAUAUGGAUUCCCGCCACAAUCAUUCAACACCGAGUCGAUCGGUGGCGACACUAAGCUUGCCGAUAUCCCACACAAGCUCAAUGGUGAACAAUUCACAGUAGCGCCUCGCAACGUACAAGCAAAGCUUUCAAGCCCUCGGGAAAACACAACACGAGCUCCUGAAACCGUCAAGACAUUGCCCUCCCACCAACAAACUUCGACGCCAUCACACAAACCAGGUCACUUCUCAGACAAGCCCCUCAACCUCACGAGAAAGAAGAAACCGCAAAUGGAAAGUGAACCUCCCGAAGUACCUGUUCCGAACCUGGAUGGCGUCAUGGUGUUACGAGUCAUGCCCGAUGACAACUCGUGCAUGUUCCGAGCACUAUCAUCAGCAGUCCUCGGCUCUGCAUUGGACGGCAUGACCGAACUUCGCUCUGUCGUGGCACAAACAAUACAAGCACAACCAGAUCUCUACACAGAAGGCAUGCUUGAGAAGAAACCCGAGGAAUACUGCCGAUGGAUACAACGCGAAGAUAGCUGGGGUGGUGGCAUCGAAUUGUCAAUCCUAAGCCAACACUUCGACCUCGAAAUCUGCAGCGUCAACGUCCAAGAUUGUCGGGUUGAUCGCUUCAACGAAGGAAAGCCAACACGAUGCAUCCUGGUCUACUCGGGCAUCCACUACGACGUUUGCGCAGUGACACCUUUCAGCGGCGCAGAGCCUGAAUUCGACCGGAAGGUGUUCGAUGUGGUGCGGAUGGACGGUGAGGAGAUUGAUGGCGGGGCGUUAGCAGGAGCUUUGGAGCUAUGCAGAGGACUGCAAAGCCAGCAUUACUUUACAGAUACCCAUGGAUUCGCUUUGAAGUGCAAGCAAUGUGGCGAAAGUGGCAAUGGGCAGGCAUGGGCGGUGCAGCAUGCGAACAGUACCGGGCAUGGUGACUUUGGUGAGAAGGACUGA
Fulvia fulva is the source of this 1071-nucleotide messenger RNA. Its product is annotated as Putative ubiquitin thioesterase otu1. Gene Ontology annotation, cellular component: cytosol; nucleus. The record is from RefSeq and is a predicted model, not a curated record. The transcript has a single exon. Bases 1 to 1071 code for a protein of 356 amino acids. Gene Ontology annotation, biological process: protein deubiquitination; endoplasmic reticulum unfolded protein response. Lineage: Eukaryota; Fungi; Ascomycota; Dothideomycetes; Mycosphaerellales; Mycosphaerellaceae. Gene Ontology annotation, molecular function: cysteine-type deubiquitinase activity.